AUGGGCCGAGCCUAUGUGAAGUUUCAUGAGUAUCAGGAAGCAUUGCCAUUCCUCUCUGCAGCCCUAUCAUCAUCGAAGAAGCUGUUCGGACAAAACAAGGUCAACGAACCGCAUAAGCUCUACUAUAUGGCUAUAGCAUAUACGGGAGUUGGGCAGCACAUGGAAGCGCUAGAAGCCCUUCAUAAGGCCUUAGGAGGCCUGGAGAAACGCGAUGCAGAAGAGCAUAGAAAUACUAUACUCGUCCGACGUGCAAUCGGUAUUGUACAUAUAAGUCGUGGGAAGUAUAAAGAAGAACUUCUAUUCCUUUCAAAAGCUUUGCCAGGACUGCAGAAAUUUCUGGAGGAAGAGGAUAAGAAUAUCCUAUCAACACUUCAGUGGAUGGGCAUUGCCUACAUGCACGAGCGGCAAUAUAGGGAAGCGUUGGAUUCCCUUUCUAGAGCUCUACCAGGCCUACAGACGGUCUAUGGACCAGACCAUCCUUACACCCUACGCUCAAUCAGCCUCAUAGAAGAUGCCAGUGGCCGGGUACACAUCCCAUGCAGAGCAGAACAGAGGUAG
Molecule: messenger RNA, 558 nt
Organism: Aspergillus novofumigatus IBT 16806
Lineage: Eukaryota; Fungi; Ascomycota; Eurotiomycetes; Eurotiales; Aspergillaceae
Product: tetratricopeptide repeat protein
Exons: 1
Coding region: 1-558 (185 amino acids)
Molecular function (GO): protein binding
Source: RefSeq, a predicted model, not a curated record